This is a messenger RNA of Penicillium bovifimosum, 1632 nucleotides long. Its product is annotated as cleavage polyadenylation factor subunit CLP1. Gene Ontology annotation, cellular component: mRNA cleavage factor complex; nucleus. Lineage: Eukaryota; Fungi; Ascomycota; Eurotiomycetes; Eurotiales; Aspergillaceae. Gene Ontology annotation, molecular function: polynucleotide 5'-hydroxyl-kinase activity. The transcript has 2 exons. The record is from RefSeq and is a predicted model, not a curated record. The coding region runs from base 1 to 1632 and encodes 543 amino acids. Gene Ontology annotation, biological process: tRNA splicing, via endonucleolytic cleavage and ligation.
AUGUCGCUCCCAGGCUUAGGGCUGACGCAGCCGCUGGAUGAAAGAUCGCAGGGCCCCGCACCGCCAUCUCAGAUCAGUCUGAAGCCAGGCUCCGAGUGGCGGUUCGAGGUCGCAUUUGGUCAUAUCAUCAAGGUCAAACUACUCAAUGGAACAGCCGAGCUGUUCGGUACCGAGCUUGCCGAAUCGCAGACCUACACGUUUACCGGCACAAAAGCAGCGAUCUUCACAUGGCAUGGCUGCUCGCUAGAGGUCUCCGCGGUCGAUAAACCGGCAUCUACAUCUGAUGGAAUUACCCCGACGGCGGGGCGCGGUGCAGCAGGGUGUCAGAGCGAAUACACGGCCGAAGAGACGCCAAUGGUUGAAUAUGCCAACGUUCACUUUGCGCUAGAGACAAUGCGCGAAGAAGCCUUGUCAAUUGGAAAAGAUGGUCCGCGCGUGCUCCUGCUUGGCCCUGAGAAUACAGGAAAAACUACACUGGCUAAGAUCCUCACGGCCUAUGCGACGAAAAUCGGCCGCCAGCCGCUGGUUGUCAACCUCGACCCGACAGAGGGCAUGCUCAGCGUCCCCGGUACGCUGACCGCGACUACAUUCCGUACCAUCUUGGAUGUCGAGGAUGGCUGGGGCAGUAGCCCCAUGUCCGGGCCCAGCCCCGUGCCGGUCAAGCUACCGCUCGUGUACAGUUACCCAAUGGAGAGCCCGCUGGACGGCGAGGGCGCUGUCUACCGACCCAUAAUCUCGCGCCUUGCGCUGUCUGUCACAGGACGCAUGGCCGAGGACGAAGACGUGCGCGAAACCGGAAUCAUCGUCGAUACCCCCGGAAUUCUCAGCUUAGACAAUCCCGGCGCCAUGGAUCUGAUCAACCACAUCGUCACCGAGUUCUCCAUCACGACGAUUCUAGUCCUAGGCUCAGAGCGCCUAUACAGCACCAUCGCCAGACAAUACGACAAUAAGCCCAGUUCCAGCGCAACAGCCGCCGUCUUCGACGAAGUAAUCUCCGUCGUGAAACUGUCCAAAUCCGGCGGCUGUGUCGACCGCGACGCAGCCUUCCGCAAAGCAACCCGUGAAUCCCAGAUCCGGUCUUACUUCUUCGGCAACCCGAUCCCGAUCUCCUCGCCCUCGUCCGCCAUCACUCUCUCCCCCCACGCACAGCAACUCGACUUCACCUCCCUCUCCCUCUACAACUACACCGUCACAUCAGCCGACGACGAAGACGAAGACGAGUACGACCCCUCCCAGCUAGCAACGAACUCCUUCCUCCCCGGCGGCCAAGACGACUACCCCACCGAGCCAAAGCAAGACCCAGACCGUGCCGCCCCCCUCCCCGGCGUCGUGGGCUCGCUCUCGGAGCCUGCUGAGAACGCCAAUAACGUCAGUAGCGUCCCACUCAAGAAGGUCCUCCCGCCUGCGCCAUCGGAUCUGGCAAAUACUCUGCUUGCGAUCACGCAUGCGCCUACGAAUGCAUCGCCCGCUGAUGUCCGCGACGCGAGUAUCAUGGGCUUCUUGUAUGUUGCUGAUGUUGACGUGCAGAAGGGGACCAUUCGAGUGCUUGCGCCUGUUGGCGGGAGGAUGCCGCCACGUGCUGUUAUUUGGGCGAAACGCUGGCCCGGUGAGUUGGUUGGGCUGGUUGGUUAG